CCGCUCCAUUUUCCCGACAAAAAAAAAUCCCGAAAACCCAGAAGCAGACCUGAUGGCGGAACCAGAGAGAGAGCCGUAGACCUCCCCACAGCGAUAUGACCAAUUCCAACACCGCCUUCGCCAAAACCAUCUGCUCCAUCUGCUACGAAGACCUCAACCCCGUCUCCGAGGAUCUCCAAUCCAUCUCCCUCUGCGGCCACGUCUUCCACGAGCUCUGUUUGCAGCAGUGGUUCGAGUACUCGUCGAACAACAAGUGUAGUUGCCCGGUGUGCAAGCAGAGCUGCAAGGCGAGCGAUGCCGGCCGGCUUUAUUUCCAGUCGGUGGAUCCGAGUAGCACUCAGCGACCGGUUGUUGAGUGUGAGGACGAGGACGCCGCGGCAUUGCGCCAAGAGGUGCAGAGGUUGGAGUCCAAGACGAUUGUGCUUACUUCGGCAUUGGACCGGCAGGGGCAGAGUCUCAAGGAUCUCACCGACGAGCUUUGUUUGUGCAAGGAGCAGGCAAAGAAAGAAGUAGCAUCAAAGAAUGAUGCAGUGGCAUCAAAGAAUGAAGCCUUGAAACAACAAGCAUCCAUGGAACGGAUGCUUCGUAUGAAAUCUGGGGAGCUUGAUAAGGUAACUAUGGAGUGCUUGAGGUUGCAAGAAAAGAAUAUGAAAUUGGCCAAGGAGCUUGCAGCAUUCAAAUUGGUAUCUGACUUUGAUCUAAAAGAAGAGGAUGUCUUAAACUAUGCAGCUCUUGGUAAUGGGGUGAACAACAAAGAAUCGAUAGAUAGCCUAAAAAAGUCCUUGUUGUCGCGUGAAAGGGUUUACCAGGUCCAUGCCAAAAAAAUGACGGCUAGAUACAAUGAAUUGAUGAAAAAGCACAGAGAUCUGGCACAUGAAAAGGCUCGUUCUAGUGAAGAACUAGAGAAGGCUAAAGAAAAGAUGAAUACAUUAAAGACAAGGGUACAAGAAUUGGAGAGUGCGGUUGAAGUCAAGGACAAUGAAGUUUUGAGGGCUUUAAAAGCUUCAAGGGAAACUCGAGGGCAAAGAGUUAUUCAGAAUAAUGUUAGUUGUAAAUCUGAUUCUGUAUCCGUCAACAAUUCAUCAGAAGAUCAAAGCAAACAGUUUGCUCCAAUGCAUAAAUUUGAUAGGAUAGGAAGCUUGCCAAAUGAUCUACUGUGCCAGACAGUACACUUCAAUUUCAUUAGCCCUAUGGAUGCAAAUUCUACUAAAGAUGGUACAAGUACCAGUGCUGAUGAUGAAGAAAGAGAUCCCUACUCCUUAAUUGAUGAUGAUGCUUCAAAAUUUUCCACAACUAGACAUGAACUUUCAAAUGCCAAUGUGAAAAACCCACUCUGUGAGCAUAGAACUAGCCAGAAGUCUAGUAUGUUGAGACCAGGGGCUGCUUCUGAUUCAAUCAAUGAAACUUCAGUCUGUAGACUAAGAAAUCUGGACGAGCCUUUGGGCUCAAUAACUGGUAAAAUGACUCAUAUUUCCAAGUCUCCUGCUGCUGAUGUUGUGAUUCUUGAUGAUGUAGAAGAAGUCUCCCCGGUGCUUAACAUUAUACAGGAAUCUCCCAUCACACAAGCACUUCCCAGACAAGGGGUUGCAGGCUCUUCUGGUGGCUUGCUUGGUCUUGAUGGAGCAAACAGGUUGGGAAAAUGGUGCAAGCAGACUGUAAACAAUGGAUCUGUAACAAGGCAAGACUCAACGGCAAAUAAAAGUGAUUUGAUUGCUGUAGGAACUGACGGAAGAGGUGGAAGAAUCAAAGUUCUGAGAUCUCAUAAUCAAUCAACAUUGGAUAGUAAGUCAAAUUCACGGGGACCAAAGAGAUGCAAAUAUGGAGCUAAGACAAAUAGACUGCAGUCCCAAGGGUGCUUGCAAAUGGAACACUUCUUCGGAAGAUCUGGUCAAUAAUCAAAGUGUUUAGAGGUGUGCAUAUUAUAUAUCUGCAAGAUUGUAAUGCUCUAGUUUCUAGGAUUUAUUAGAGCCAAGAAGAGAGAAAAAAAAAAGUUCAGUUGUUAUGCCCCAACCAACGUAUGCUAAGAGACUAUCAAAUGGAAGAAGCUGAUGGCAUUUUUUGUACUUCCUGCUUUUGAACUUUGAGUUUUGCUAGUUCUGAUUUUUGUCUUAAUUCCCCCCUCCGUCUUCUUGAAGAAAAUCAUGUUUCUUAUUAGGCUCGCCUUGCUAUCCUAGUAGUUAGCCUAAACAGAACCUAUUCAGGUUUCCAGAAAGCCAUUUAUCAUGAAUCUUUCUUUGGAUCUGGUAUUAUUGCUUAGUGUUGAAGUUAAGGCCAAACAAAUUUCUUGAACUAUUGCAAAUGGAAUUCUUCUGUUGAAAAUGGACUUUGUCUUGCAUCCUUCCAGUUGGUGAAGUGAAUGUGAUAGAUUUUGGUCAGAACAACUCAGAAAAGGGAGCUUUGUACAUCAAGUAAUAAGUAGCUGAUGGAAUCACCUUUCUUCUGUUGUAACCCCGCGUCUUCCUGUAGAUGUUGAGACUUCUAGCUUCAUGUAAGAAUGAUGAUUGAUGAAUACUUUUCAUUAUGUCUUAUGAUCGAAUUCGUGAAUUAUGAUUUGAAGAUUACAGUGUAGCACUUGCUGACUUGCUGUCUGCAUGCUGGCUAAUGAUGUAAGUAAUGAUGCAAUUACCCACAAGUGAUU
Messenger RNA from Rosa chinensis, 2638 nucleotides. RefSeq lists its product as uncharacterized. The record is from RefSeq and is a predicted model, not a curated record. Gene Ontology annotation, molecular function: zinc ion binding. The transcript has 9 exons. The coding region runs from base 96 to 1895 and encodes 599 amino acids. NCBI's taxonomy places the organism in Eukaryota, Viridiplantae, Streptophyta, Magnoliopsida, Rosales, Rosaceae.